AGAAGAAGAAGUAGAAGUAGAAGUGGCUUAUGAUAUUGAAUCAUACAUAUAUAUCUAUGGCGAAAAGUGCCUGGCGUGUUCGCGGUAGCUCCGACUCGACGCCUCGGUUCAUAAGUAUCAUAUAGUCCUCAUCAAGAACCGCCAACAGUCUCAUAAUGUCGAAGACCAAAUUGGCAAAACACGAACGAAGGCUUGGACACGGCGUUUGAAGCUGAAUUUUUUUGUUGUCGAUUUCUGUAAAAUCUGCUUUCUUUUUCAACGGAAAUGUGAUGAAUAUAUUCACUUUUUCCCAGACGUUAGGAGGUGUAUGCCUGUUCUUCGUGUAUGGUUCAUCUGCUGUUGAUCCAGACAGAGCGUCAGUGUCAGUGACGGAGGGAGAUACAGUGACGUUACACACUGGUGUUCAAAUGAACCAACAAGACCGAAUGAUAUGGAUUUUUGGAGGCCGUCGCCUAGCCAUAAUUAAUGGAGAUAAACAUGAGCUCUGUGAAGAUAUUCAGUGUAAAGAGAGAUUCAGAGACAGACUGAAGCUGGACAGUCAGACUGGAUCUCUGACCAUCACAAACACCAGAACCACAGACUCUGGAGAAUAUAGACUGAAGAACACCACUGACAACACUGACAAUAUCUUUAGUGUUAAUGUACAUGGUGUUUCUGCUGCUGAACGAGAUGAAAUGAAGAGAAAGUCAGUGAAGGAGGGAGAAUAUGUCACUUUAGACACUCGUGUAAUAGAAAAACCAACUGAUGUGAUGAGAUGGUAUUUUAAUGACUCGCUCAUCGCUGAAAUGACUGUAGAUCAGAGUAAGAUCUGUUCAGAUGAUGAGUGUAAAGAGAGAUUCAGAGACAGACUGAAGCUGAACAAUCAGACUGGAUCUCUGACCAUCAGAGACAUCAGAAUCACAGACUCUGGAGAAUAUACACUACAGAUCAUCAGCAGCAGAUUCAGCAUCAUGAGGAGCUUCACUAUUACUGUCUCUGUGAAAGAUGUUUCAGAUUCAGGAUCGUCUUCAGUUGUUGUUGUUGCUGUUGUUGUUGUUGUUGUUCUUCUUCUUCUGCUCGUUCCUGUUGUGGUUUUCUACAAGCGCCAAUCAAUAAUGCAAUGUAUCAGGAGGCAGCGCGAGAGACAGGAGCGCCGUGAACAGAGAGAUGAUGCUCAAGCCCCUGAACAGAUUGAAACUCUAAAUCAGAGGUCUUCUAAUGGGACAUCUCAUGAGACGGAGGCUGCCGGUGAGACGGAGGCUGCUGAUCAGUUACAACUGUAACAUUAUUCUUUUAUUGAAAGGGAAAAUUAAGAGAAGAUGGGACAUUAGAGAAGAGCAUCAGCAGAAAUUCUCAUUGUUCAUAGAAACUGUCACAAUAUCAAGGUGGCAGUGUCAUUAAUAUUAGGGAUGCACCGGUUGACCAGCCAUAAAUCGGAACCGGCAGGUUUUUGCUUAAAAUACGUGAUUGGCAGUCGGACGGUUUUUGGUCUUUUUUCGGCCAGUUUUUCCGGAAGUGGUCCCACUUGAACCUACUACAUUGUAAUCGUUCGGUAUGUCAUUAUGGAAGUAUUUUGAAAUCUGUGCG
This is a messenger RNA of Carassius auratus (goldfish), 1566 nucleotides long. RefSeq lists its product as uncharacterized. NCBI's taxonomy places the organism in Eukaryota, Metazoa, Chordata, Actinopteri, Cypriniformes, Cyprinidae. The coding region runs from base 270 to 1262 and encodes 330 amino acids. The transcript has 6 exons. The record is from RefSeq and is a predicted model, not a curated record.